AUGGUUAACUCGAAAACGCUUGCUGGGUUUUCGUUUGUUGUAUCUGGUGUUGCCUUAAUAGCUUUAGCUAUUACUAUUCCAAGUUUAAUUAAUCUAGUUGAAAAUGCUAAGAAAGACGUUGACCAUUCGGUAUUAAUGCUAAAACUUGAAACUGACAAAGUUUGGGGUGAUUUGAUGACUAUACAAGUUCGAUACACUCCACCAACAAAACCACGUGAAAACCCGUUUAACUCCAUAUUCAGGCAAAAACGCCAGUAUGGCGGUGGCCUACCAUCAUGGUGCCAGUGUACUACACCAACGCUGAGUUGUCCUCCUGGUCCGGUAGGUCCGCCAGGUCCGCCUGGACAACCUGGGCAACGCGGAAUUCCGGGUCAACCCGGUGAAGGAGGAAGAAAUGGAGAAGCCGCACCACCAUGUGCUCAACCAGUCAGAGAUUGCGUUAAGUGUCCGCCUGGCCCUCCUGGUCAACCUGGAGAAAGAGGACAACCUGGGAAUCCGGGACCUGAUGGGCAGCCUGGUUCACCAGGAGGUGGCGGUGGAAAAGGAUUACCUGGCGAAUCGGGAAGACCAGGGGAAUCGGGGAGACCUGGUGAACCCGGACGCAGCGGAGAACCUGGUCGUCCUGGAAGCGAUGGUAGCCGAUCUUCAGCAGUUCCCGGCCCUAAAGGUCCUCCUGGGCAACAAGGCUCCCCUGGUCGUACAGGAGAGAAUGGUGCAGCAGGGCGGCCUGGUGAGCCCGGACGUGAUGGCCAACCAGGACAACCAGGCUCUCCUGGCUUACCUGGAAAUGACGGUUCGCCAGGAGUACCUGGUGCACCAGGAGUACCUGGUUCUGAUGCAGCAUAUUGUCCCUGCCCUCGCCGUUCUGCGUACUUCGUUAACCGUACAUAA
Messenger RNA from Bursaphelenchus okinawaensis, 891 nucleotides. NCBI's taxonomy places the organism in Eukaryota, Metazoa, Nematoda, Chromadorea, Rhabditida, Aphelenchoididae. The record is from the annotation of a GenBank genome assembly.